Manis javanica (Malayan pangolin) is the source of this 1135-nucleotide messenger RNA. NCBI's taxonomy places the organism in Eukaryota, Metazoa, Chordata, Mammalia, Pholidota, Manidae. The record is from RefSeq and is a predicted model, not a curated record.
UGAAUUCCAGCCUGCUGGGCCUUCCCUCUGGCAUCAUCCAAAAUGGAGCCUCUCAUAGCUUACCCUUUAAGAUGUUCAGGGCCCAAAGCAAAAGUAUUUGCAGUUUUGCUGUCUAUGGUUCUAUGCACUGUGAUGCUAUUUCUUCUACAAUUAAAAUUCCUAAGGCCUCAAAUCAACAGCUUUUAUACCUUUGAAGUGAAGGAUGCACACGGAAGAACGGUUUCUCUGGAAAAGUUUAAAGGCAGAGAGGUUGCACUAGUUGUAAACGUGGCUAGUGACUGCCAACUCACAGACAGAAAUUACUUAGCACUGCAGGAACUGCACAAAGAGUUUGGACCAUUCCACUUCAGCGUCUUGGCUUUUCCAUGCAAUCAGUUUGGAGAAUCGGAACCCCGCCCAAGCAAGGAAAUAGUGUCUUUUGCAAGAAAUAACUACGGAGUAACAUUCCCCAUCUUCCACAAGAUUAAGAUUCUAGGAUCUGAAGCAGAACCUGCAUUUAGAUUUCUUGUUGAUUCUUCGAAAAAGGAACCAAGGUGGAAUUUUUGGAAAUAUCUGGUCAACCCUGAGGGUCAAGUUGUGAACUCCUGGAGGCCAGAGGAACCCGUUGAAGUUAUCAGGCCUGAGAUAGCAGCUCUGAUUAGACAAAUGAUCAUAAAAAAGAAAGAGGAUCUAUGAAAAUGCCGUUAAGUCAUUUGAAUGCAGCUGUCAGAAUACAGAAAUGUUUCCAUGAGGGUUUGGUCUUAUUUUAAACACUCCUGACAAUUAAAUGUGGCACUGAAGGAUGACUUUUUUGUUGUUUUUACAUUAUCUUGCUUGUGAAUGGUAAUGAAUGUCCCCAGGGUACAGAUGUUACACAAAACAAAUAUAAAGAACAGCCAAAGAAUCAAAAUGAAAUAUACUAAAUACAUUCAUUAUCUGACCACACUAAAUAAUUCAGAAUACACAGUUACCAAUGUGCUUCCAUAUCCUAUUGUUCAACUUGACAUUUUCUAGAAUUGUACUUGAUGGAAAUGCCAACACACUAGACCAGUGUUUGAAUUCAAGAUACUGUGUAUGACUGAAAUAUCUGGAGUGACUAAAUGUAAAUGACUAUUUUUAUGUAAUAAAAAACAAACAUUAAAAAAUGUAAAAUAUA